Molecule: messenger RNA, 4657 nt
Organism: Misgurnus anguillicaudatus (oriental weatherfish)
Lineage: Eukaryota; Metazoa; Chordata; Actinopteri; Cypriniformes; Cobitidae
Gene: zbtb46
Product: zinc finger and BTB domain containing 46
Biological process (GO): regulation of transcription by RNA polymerase II
Molecular function (GO): RNA polymerase II cis-regulatory region sequence-specific DNA binding; protein binding; DNA-binding transcription factor activity, RNA polymerase II-specific
Source: RefSeq, a predicted model, not a curated record
AGAGAGAGAGUGAGAGCGAGCGACAGAGGGGGAGGUUGGUUCCUGAUACCGAGACACGGAAAAGCAGGGGAGGGAGAAUUACAGAAAAAGACGAGCGAGGAGAGAGGGAGAGCGCGACCAGGAGGAAUUACACUGACGGACACGCGCUCUUCGCGGGAGUCAAACUGACAUUUUUGACGCUCACUCUCGCUAACCUGUCAAGACCAAAAUAUUGGAGCUCCACAGCAGCGACAUCGCGCUAACCCAGAACUCAUGGGUUAACAGACUUUCUUCAUGAUAAGCAGCCACCCAUUAGUCCAAUGAAUAACCGGAAGGAAGACAUGGAGAUCACGUCGCACUACCGGCAGCUCCUGCGAGAGCUGAACGAGCAGCGGCAGCACGGCAUCCUGUGUGACGUGUGUGUGAUCGUGGAAGGCAAGAUCUUCAAAGCGCACAAGAACGUGUUGCUCGGCAGCAGCCGCUACUUCAAGACACUUUACUGCCAGGUAAAGAAGGGUUCGGAACAGCAGGCCACCAUUACGCACCUGGAUAUCGUCACGGCCCAGGGCUUCAAAACGAUCCUUGACUUCAUGUAUUCGGCCCACCUGGCGCUCACGAGCAAGAACGUCAUUGAGGUGAUGUCAGCCGCCAGCUACCUGCAGAUGACCGACAUUGUGCAAGCGUGUCACGGGUUCAUUAAAGCGGCACUAGACAUCAGUAUUCGGUCUGAGCUUGCGGACGAACUGGUGGAUAUCGAAAUGGGCAACGUGGUGAGUUCCAUCGGAGGCGGGGCUGGGCCUGGUAUGGGCGGAGCUUCUGAGGCAUUGGCGUCCAUGAUCUCGGCACGCAGCUCCUCGCCGUGGUUGGCCAGGCGCACCAGCCCGGCAAACUCAUCUGGAGACUCGGCCAUCGCUAGCUGCCACGAAGGUAGUAGCAAUUAUGGCAAAGAGGAUCAGGAACCCAAAAGCAAUGAAAGCCAAGAGGACGUUUGUUUGCAGCCAUUGUGGCCUGCCGAUUACCGUUCGGUCCAGGUCAAAGAGGAGCAGGUCUCCCCCUCUAAUCUGCAAGACGGGGCUGGCCGAGGCUCACAGGGGACACCUGGAGAGCAAGGUGGCAGAGGGGAAGGUGGCUGGCAACCCCCUGGCUCAGGUCGAAGGAAGAACCGAAAGAACAAGGACACAGUCAGGCACAUAACCCAACAGAAUGAAGGAGACAGUCGGGCAGCAUCGCCUCUACAGUCCAUGCUGUCCAACCCUGGCUGGAGCUACAGCAACCAGGACAUUUCAGGUGCAGAAGUACUGGAGCCUAACAUUUCUGAGAGCCGCAGCGAGCGCAUGGACCUCCUGGUAAAGCAGGAGGAGGCCGCAGCGGGGGACAGCGGGUUUCUGUCCGGUGAGAGAGACGAGGUCGUGGCCCAGGAGAGAGGGGGCUCGGUCGCUAAUCUGCGUGCCGCUCUCAUGAGCAAAAACAGCUUGUUAUCUCUGGGGGCGGAGAUGCUUGGAGAGGAGAACCAACUUCUGUUCGACUACUUGCCCAAGGGAGGACACUCGCUCUCCCUUAAUGACUUCACGGUGAUCAGGAAGAAGUUUAAGUGCCCAUACUGCAGUUUUUCCGCCAUGCACCAGUGCAUCCUGAAGAGGCACAUGCGCUCGCAUACGGGCGAGAGGCCGUAUCCCUGUGAGAUCUGCGGGAAGAAGUUCACCCGGAGGGAACACAUGAAGCGCCAUACUCUGGUGCACAGCAAGGACAAGAAGUAUGUGUGUAAAGUGUGCAGUCGUGUCUUCAUGUCUGCCGCCAGCGUGGGCAUCAAGCACGGAUCUCGCCGCCAUGGCGUCUGCGCAGACUGCUCUGGAAGGGGCAUGGCUGCUCUGCUGGACCAAAACGGCGAGGACGGUUCCCCGGAAGAAGAGCUCUUGUAUCCCGGUGACCACCGUUUCCCCGACGACACCGCCGAUGGUGACGGGGAGGACGAGAUGAUGGGGGAGGCGGAGCUGAUGGGAGAAGGCGACGGGGAUGAGGAGAACGGGAAAUGGAGGGCAGGCUCAGGGAUGUCUCAGCGAGACGACAGAGCAAUAGACGAUGGGAAAGAGGAGAGCGACUCGGCUCUGGAGGGAGACGCCAGGGCAGGAAGUGAGAAAGACUUCAGUUGGAUCUCUUAGUCUUAGAGCCUAGACCAAGAUCAACCACCUGUUCCUGCAAGGAGAUACGCUUAAGGUGGGCCAAUCGGAUUUCCUUGAGUCGGAGAUCCUUGAGAUGCCCGCAAGGCUGCCAGAGGAGAGACGGUGGAGAGUCUUUUCGCCGGGACUCUGUGUGCUUCUGACCCAGGCUUUGGUUUGUCGUCUCCUUUCUUCCUACGUGAGGACCAAACGGGUUUCUGUGUAUGUGUUUGCUAUUUCCUCAGACAAAAGAGAUCGAAGAUCGUCCAAAAUCAGUACAGAUGCAUCGAUGGGUCGAAAGUGUACGAAAGUGUGCUCUUGCCAUACGGUCAGUCACCACCAGAGGGCGCUGGCUUAUCAAUUAAUGAGGAGGUCACAUCGGAAGACUUGCAUCGUUCUUUUUGGCACAUUGUUGAAACUGCAACAGACUUGCACUUUAAAAAAAUAAACAUUGGCUAGAUUCCUAUCGAUUCCCUGUUUCUGUGGUUUACAUUUUUAUUCCAAUUUAUAAAUAUAUAUAUAUAUAUAUAUGGUGACCGCACCUACCUUUAAGGAUAUACAAUAUGUCCUUAUGACUGUUAUGUAUGGACAUUUGUGCUAGGUUUGCUAAUUAUAAUGUAUGCCUUGUAAUGUUUUAUUUCGUUGCAAUUUUCUUUUCCUUAAACAUUUCUAUCAGUGGGGAAAAAUCAUGUAUAUAGAUAAAUCUAAGUGAAACGUUUGAUUUAUGUCUUUUGGGGAAAGAUGUGCAAACACUAUGCAGAAACAAAACAUUUCUAGUUCUCAAUCUUUAUUCUCUCUAUUAUGGGAGAGAAAACAAAGUCUUCAACAGAUGUACAAAGAGGGAGACUGGAUGAGAGAGAAAAUAGACUUACGGGAAUAUUACUUUUUGUCCCGCUGUAAUAUUUCCACAUUAUUUGCAUUCCAUAGUGGACACUGUCAGGGAUAGGUUCGGUUUUAUACAGAGGCUUUUCAGUGUGCCGUGUUUCUUAAAAAAAAAAAAAGAAAUUGUAUGCAAAUGUGUGUUUUGCCCUAUUUUGUAGGUUCGGUGCGGGGCGCAGGGUAAGGGGGUGUCAAACUCAAACUCUCUCCUCUGGUCCCUCUCUGAAUUUGACAAAUUUUGCAUUUCUGUGCAACUUUGCCAUCAUAUUUUAUAGAGUCUGCCUCGAGAAUAGUAAAACAGACAGGGAGAUAUCAUGCCUUCUCUCAACAUUUUAAUGCUCUAACUUCUGGAUAUAUGCAUCAGUUUUCUGAAUCGGAGUGAACCACAGCUUUGAUCUUUCUUUCUUCUUUGUGUUUAGUCCAUUAAUGAUACAAAGACCAGGUCUGAUGUGUGCUGUAAAGUGAAAUUGAUCUUCACUUUUUGGGUUUAAAUGGUUAUUUAUUUUGUUUGUUUGUGUGUGCAUGCAUGCAAGAGAGAGAGAGAGAGAGAGAGCAAGAGCUAUUACUUGUCUCUUACCAUUCUGUCAAUCAUGUACCAACAGAGAAUACGUGUGUGUGUGUGUGUGUGUGUGCGUGCGUGCGUGCGUGCAGGGCCGGGAUUAUGAAUGUCUUUGACACCAUAUUGUUUUAACAAUCUGUGCCAGAAUAUUUGACAAUGGGAAUAAAAUGCUUUAUUAUGCUUUACUUACUAUUAUUAACAAAUUUAAUUAUUAUGGUUAUUGUUGAUGUUGUAAUUAUUAUUGUUACUGUUAUCACUAUUAAUGUUAUUAUUAUUAUUAAGUGCUGGAUGCUAAGCUUUAUUAUCUGUUUGAUUUGACUAUAUUUUCUUUCUUGAAAAACGAAGUGUAAAACUUUCCAAUCUUGCCUUUCUAUGGACAGCAAGCCAUGUGGCUUUCAGAAGUAAUUCUAUUGUGCCAGUUUCAUGCUUUUUUGAGUGAUAUUUGAAACAUUUCUGUUGUCUUUUCCGUUUCAUUUACGAAGGAUAAACCUUCUGAAAGCUUGAUUUACUUAAAGUUUGACAGAAAGGUCUACAACACGCGCUUCUAUAUUACUAACGUACACUAAGUAAUGAAUAUUAUACCAAAAAAAUAAUAAUCUGGUAUACGUUGUAUACAUUUAGUGAUUUUGUUUCGAUUUGGUGUGCAGGUGCAAAGCUUUGAUCAAACAGUGAUUUGCUUGGUUGAUUUUUUUGUUUUUACCCUGUACUUUGAGAAGCACAGAUUAUGUUACGUUAUGAAGAGCCACUUGAAAGUAAAUUUUUCGCAGCUUUAAUUCUGUUGCCCUUGGAAACAUACUCAAGUUUUAAUGGAUGUGCUCUACUGUAUGCCAUUACUCUUGAUCAUUUACAAGGCCAGCCACUGUCGCGUGGAAUUGUGGGAAAUCUAUGCUUGGAAUUUUGGGAAAUGUAUGCUUGGCAGUUUGUACAAGCUUUAAGACCUCAUAUGUCUUUGGGCCAAGUGCCAGGCAAAACUGAUAUCCAAUCCCUCCAAACCAUCGGACAUUUAGCUUUUUCUCUUUGUUUAAUUUAUUGUGUUCUUUACCUUUAAUUGAAAUAAAAUCUGUUGAAAUGAAAAAAAAGGAAA